CAGUUUGCUUUUCUUUUUUCUCAUCUUUUUUUUUUUUUUUGGAGUGCGUAAAAGCGCACGGCGGCGGCUCCACAUGGCGCUGGUGUGCAGGCAGCUCACCGGGUGCGCGGCGAGCUGCGCGGGCUGGGUCGGCGUCAUCGUCGCCACGGUCACCAACGACUGGGUGCGCACCUGCGACUACACGGUGACCACAUGCGUGCGGAUGGACGAGCUGGGCUCGCGCGGUCUGUGGGCAGAGUGCGUCAUCUCCCCGUCACUGUCGCACUGUGUGGCGCUAAACCAGAUCCUCAGUCUGCCCGCGUACGUGCAGACGGCUCGCGCUCUGAUGAUCUGCGCGUGUCUCCUCGGUCUUCCCGCCAUGAUGCUCGUCAUCAUGUCUAUGUCCUGCAUCAGACUGCAGAACGACCCCUCAGCCAAUAAAGUGAGGCGGGCGCGAGUGGGCGGAGCCCUUUUCAUCCUGAUGGCCGUGUGCGCCAUCGUCUCCACCGUCUGGUUCCCCAUCGGUUCUUACCAGAACGAGGGUCUCAUGUCCUUCGGAUUCUCGCUCUACGCUGGCUGGAUCGGUGCCAGUCUCUGUCUCGUGGGCGGCUUCAUGAUCCUGUGUUGCCACGGCAACGACAUCCGGCCCCCGAGCAGAGAAAACAGCUUCUACUACUCCAGACAGCGCGGGGCGGCCGCGCCCAUCGACCCACCCGCCAACCACGCCAAGAGCGCCAUGGUGUGAGACGCGUCCACAUGUGUUUAGAAAAGAGAUUUGCGACAUUCAGUGAUAAUUUAAUUAAUUGACUUAUGGCUAAGUCUCAAACAGAUUAUUUCAGAAAACUUUCACUAAUGUUUUCAAAAAUUGUAAGAACGUAAAUUAGUACUAAAUGUUGUUGUUAAGAAUUCUUUGACUUGUCUUUGUAAAAGUUCUCGGUUUCUUCCGGUGAAUAAACCAACAUGCUAACAUUUAAACGGCAAGCACGCCGCUGAAAACUUCUCAAAUCGUAAAUCUCAAAUCACGGUUGCUAGACUUUCGUACAAAAUAAGGACGACAUUGAUUAUGACCUGUGUUUGCUCCGUCCACUCAUGAACUGCUCGUCUCGACUGGCUCUGACAAAUUUUUCGCGUUAAAAAAAACCAAAACAUUAAAAACCAAAAUUGUUUCAUCAUCAGAUGAACAUGAAGUUUGCAGUUUGCAAUCUUGUGUUCAGAAUGAUGAGAAAACGCGUAGUUUUGCUGUAAAUACAGAAUCAGGAAGAAACGCUAAACUGCAACAUUUUGUUUUGUCUUCAGUUUUAAAUUUUUUAAUGUAUGCAUUUUAUGUAUCUUUGAUGUUAAAGGUCCAGCGUGUACGAAUUAGUGACCCCACUGUCGUUGUGGCCUUCACAGACCAGAAAGGGUAAGGGUUUGCAAACGGUCGUUAAAAGUAGUUUCUAUAGUGGCACAAAAUGGCCGCCCCUGUAACGCAAGGCCCUCAUCUUAAGUACACGUUAAAGUCAAAAUCUAAUGCUAAGAAAACCAUACGACUUUUAUUCUAACGCAAAUAUACAUGUACACAAACAUACUCAUGGCAAGUAUUUUAAUUUCCUGCCAAUAAACAAAUGUUACAGACUGGACCUUUAAUCACUUACCUGCUCACAUUUUAUCAAAAUGUUUUUCUUUGUUCUUUUUAAACGUAUAUUAUCCACGAUGUAAUCAAACUGUAUUAACUGUGUCGUUGUGUUUUUAAGAUUGUUUUUU
Messenger RNA from Solea senegalensis (Senegalese sole), 1722 nucleotides. RefSeq names its product claudin-11-like. Bases 74 to 724 code for a protein of 216 amino acids. Gene Ontology annotation, molecular function: structural molecule activity. NCBI's taxonomy places the organism in Eukaryota, Metazoa, Chordata, Actinopteri, Pleuronectiformes, Soleidae. The transcript has 3 exons. The record is from RefSeq and is a predicted model, not a curated record. Gene Ontology annotation, biological process: cell adhesion; bicellular tight junction assembly. Gene Ontology annotation, cellular component: plasma membrane; bicellular tight junction.